CGCCACUGUAGUGUAGUUUGUAGUUCGUUUUGCUUCGUGAACUUGUGCGAUUUGUAUUUUUAUUAACUAGGAAGUAGAUAAUAACAAAUUUUAAGUGAAUAUUCUAUCAUUUAAUUCGACUUUGUCAGCGUAUUGAAUUCGAAUGUGCGAAAACCUAUCUUAAGUUAUCCUAAAUGAUACUUGUUUUGGCACUUCACCUGUUUGAAGAAAAAAGUGACGAAAUUUUACGAAUUCAAUUUUUCCCAAGUAAUAUAGAAGCAGGAGAAAGAAGUUACGCAUUUGCGUCAGCACAAUAGCUUACACAUUUUCAACAAUAAAUUUGUGGAGGAAUCAAAAACAAAGAAAUUGGGAAGAACGGAUUUGCAGUUCUUCCUUAUCUGUUACAAGCUCAUUUUAUACCAAUAUUAUUUAUGAGACACUUUUCUUAACACUUCAUUCAGUGUUGACAACCAAUUGAAAGAUAAAGUAUGAGCAAAGAUACUAGCAUCUUGAGUGAUCUGGCCCCAAAUGUUACCACUUCUACCACUACUGCAUCCCCUGCAGUUGCUACGCCAACGACAAUAAAAUUAAAUUUUAUGGCACCACCCCAACAAAUGUCUGCACCAAUGGAUCCACUAAGCCAUGUAGGAGAUGGCAUUUUUUUACAGACGAAAACCGCACAGGGCCUUGCUGGCAUAUUUGUCUGGGCAGCUCUCUUUAUAACAUGUCAACAGAUCUAUCAACACUUACGAUGGUACACAAACCCCCAGGAGCAACGUUGGAUUGUGCGUAUUCUCUUCAUCGUUCCCAUAUAUGCGACAUACUCGUGGAUAAGUCUCUUGUUUUUCAAUUCGGACAAUGUCUAUGUUUACUUCUUCACUGUCCGGGAUUGCUAUGAAGCAUUUGUUAUUUACAAUUUCUUGUCGCUCUGUUACGAAUACCUUGGUGGCGAAGGCAACAUAAUGUCAGAAAUUCGUGGAAAACCUAUAAAAACAUCUUGCCUUUACGGAACAUGUUGUCUAAAGGGUAAAACCUACACAAUAGGAUUUUUGCGUUUCUGUAAGCAGGCUACUUUGCAGUUCUGCCUGGUUAAACCGCUUGUAGCAUUUAUAAUAAUAUUCUUGCAAGUAUUUGGCCACUACCAUGAUGGCGAUUGGAGUGCUGACGGUGGAUACAUUUACAUUACUGUAAUAUACAACAUUUCAGUUUCUCUCGCAUUAUACGGACUGUAUUUGUUUUAUUUUGCAACUCGUGACCUACUAACGCCAUUCGAACCAGUCCUAAAAUUCUGUACGAUCAAAUCAGUAAUAUUUUUAUCGUUUUGGCAAGGUGUUGGCUUAGCUAUAUUGGAAAAAGCCAAAGUUAUAUCUCCUAUUGUCGACAGUGCGGGCACUGUUACCUCAGCUGGUACUGUAUCGGCCGGGUACCAAAACUUUUUCAUAUGUAUUGAGAUGUUAUUUGCCGCAAUUGCUUUGCGCUAUGCGUUUCCAUAUCAGGUCUAUGCACGCAGUUGCAUUGGUGAUGGUCAUGGGCGCUCGGUAACCAUGCAGUCAAUCUCGAGCAGUUUAAAAGAAACUAUGAAUCCAAAAGACAUUAUGACCGAUGCUAUUCACAACUUUCACCCGCAAUACCAGCAGUACACUCAAUACAGUUCCGGUGGAAAGAAUUCCCGAGGCAUUCGAGUUUCGUCCUACGACCCCGACGAAGUAAACCACAGUAGCACCAACACCACUCUCAAUCAAGUGAAUCCAAACUCCGCCCUAGGCUAUAUGGCAUCGAAAACUCUUGGCAAUCAGCGAAAAUUCAUGCCUGGUGGUCAACGGGUGGCAACGAUCAGCCAGAACUAUAACGAAAAAUCUAUGCUCUUGAGCAGUGACGACGAAUAUCAGUAGACUGCUCAUUCUGCAGAACCGCUUCAGGGCUAUCACUUCGAGGAUCUUAUCACAAAUUGUUGUUAUAUGUAUUAAUUUUGUAUUAACUUUUAGUUUUCUUCUUUUCUCAUUCGCUAGUAUAAGUCCUUUGUAAUGAUGCACAUACAUAUGAGUGUACUCAUAUGAAUAGUUAAGAAUUUUAAAAUAAGCAUUAAUAUUUUUUACGCAAUCGUCUAAUUCACAAAAAGACAAUAGCUUCAAUUACUAUUUAGUAUUUGCAUUAGAAACUUAUUUUUGAUCUAUAGUUGUUUUACAGACCAACACCACACAUACACAAAAACAAAAACAAACUAUCAGUCCGCCCAAUUUAAGUACGUAUUUCUGGACUUAAAAACGCCAUCUCGUGCUAUAAAUCGGCACUUAUUAUUUGGGAACUUCUUUCAAACUAAGAAGACUUUAGGAAUUUUUGAAUGUACUCUUAGUUAAAUAGAUAAGAAAUUGUCCGUCCCUCUCGAUAAAAUUUCCUGUAUUUAUUCCUCAGGAAAUUAAUUAGUUCUGAUGAUGUUUGUUCCGAUGGACUUUAUUGGCCACGAACCGUUUCUUGCAUUUGAUUCGAGUUUUUCAAAAAGAUUCACAGUAAAAUAAAAAUAAAAAAUAUUUUCAGAAAAUAUUUUGUUACUACAACAUUUUUAUAUUUUUGCAGAAAUCACGUAAACUUAAUAAAAUGUAAUAUUCCAAAGAAAAUCGAAGGGAUGAAUCAAAAUUAUUAAAAGGUAGUCAUUGUUGAGGUCUGGUCUUAUAUAGCAAGUUUUUAAAAGAUAAACAGCAACCACAUAAAUACACAAACUAAUUAUUGUAAACUAUUGUAAAUUAUAUGUAGUAAAAAAAAAAAUAAAAAAAUAAAUAAAUAAAAUAAAUAAAUAAAA
Messenger RNA from Musca domestica (house fly), 2776 nucleotides. It is a transcript of the gene Tmep, whose product is annotated as transmembrane protein 184B. Gene Ontology annotation, biological process: transport. The transcript is spliced from 9 exons. Bases 468 to 1871 code for a protein of 467 amino acids. The record is from RefSeq and is a predicted model, not a curated record. Gene Ontology annotation, molecular function: transporter activity. NCBI's taxonomy places the organism in Eukaryota, Metazoa, Arthropoda, Insecta, Diptera, Muscidae.